Molecule: messenger RNA, 876 nt
Organism: Apiotrichum porosum
Lineage: Eukaryota; Fungi; Basidiomycota; Tremellomycetes; Trichosporonales; Trichosporonaceae
Exons: 6
Coding region: 1-876 (291 amino acids)
Source: RefSeq, a predicted model, not a curated record
AUGAGCCCAUCGCACACCCCGGAGAGUCCAUGCAUCGUUUGCCGAGCACCUAAAGGAACCUACACGAACGUGCAAGCGACAGGCAUUGGGGCGAUCGUCCUUGCCGGUGUGUACACGGUGCAAAGUGCGGAGAGACGUGCCCCGCGCCGGCCGCCCCGCUGUGAUCUGCAGGCCCCGGCGGCAGUUCGCCCCCCUGUUGAUCGCCAUGAUGUCAUUUUCAUUGUCAAACUCGUGUCACAUCCUGAUACACACCUCCAACGGGUUGUCGUGCUGGCUGCGCUUCAAGCCACCACAGGUGAACGGCAAGUGGAGUCUGCAAGUCAGCGGCGGGUGCAAGGGGCUAUACCGCUUAUCCCUCUGCUUAUCUCUCCGCCCACAUCCCUCCUCGAUGCCAUCACCACCGCCCACCGCCCAGCAUGGCCCGUGGCGCCUCUCAUCGCCAAGGUCGUGACUGCUGUGGCUAGACCAGACUGGAGAAACCCAAAGAUGUCCGCCAACACGCCGGACUCAAACAGCAAGCGCGCUUCGCUCGCCGUCGACCCCAACCACCGCACCUUCCCCGUUCAGAAGGACGCCGAAGCCGAUGGCGACGUCCUUUUCCCACUCAUCCACCUCUGUGGUGACGUGUUCGGCAACUGCGCCAACCUCCAAGAGGGUUUCAAGUCGCUCGUGACGUACCUCCCCCAGACGAAGAUUGCCCUCUACACUGCCAAAGAGUUCGAGAGCGUCAAGAACAACACGCCGCAACCACGACGGCAUUUCCGCCCGCCGAACAAGUCGAGAGGUGCAACGCGCUCCAGGUCUUCAUGGCCAUGGCCGUUUACGACGUCUCGUUCCAAGAACUCUUCAACCGAGCCGAGCCGAGGACCUGCAUGA